AUGAAUCGCAUCCGCCGCCCGUGGACCUUCCACCGGCGCGAUACUGACGGCGUACAGACAAACACUCGGGACUACUCGGGAAAAGGCCUCGAUGAAGACACGGCCUCUGCCGAGAAGACGGGCGUCUCCGAGACCCUGCAGCCAGUCGACGUACAGCAAGGCCAUCUCCAGGAAAUCCAAGUCGACGUCGCACACGUGCUACAGGACCAGGAGAUCAGAGAUGUCGACGACGACACUUCCCCAUACCCUGAAGUCCGCGCUGUCGUACCCGAGACCGAUGACCCCGACAUGCCCGUCAAUACCCUGCGAAUGUGGCUGCUGGGAACGAUCUGGGUGUUGAUUGGUGCUGGUGUCAAUCAGUUCUUCUCCUUGCGAUAUCCCGCCGUCCAUAUCGUCUCCAUCGUUGCCGAGCUGCUGGCCUAUCCAAUGGGUGUUGCUCUCGCUCACAUCUUGCCCAUCAUGACACUCGACCUGCCCUACUUUGGCAGGUGGCGCGUGAACCCGGACAAGCACUUCAACAUCAAGGAGCACGUGGUCGUGGUCAUCAUGAGUAAUGUCACCAUAGGAUUUGCAGGAGGCGCGGAUGCGACCGCCAUCAUUCAAGCUGCUAUCAAAUUCUAUGGCUUCGAUCUGUCCCCUGGCUUCAGUGUUCUCGUGGUCAUUUGCUGUCAAGUGCUUGGCUUCGGUGUCGCAGGCCUCUGCCAUCCGUGGCUGGUCGAGCCAGCGAAUAUCAUCUGGCCGGGUGUUUUGGGUAACUGCGCUCUCCUGAAUACCUUGCACAGCCGCGCCAAUGCCAUCGCCAACGGCUGGAAGAUCACCCGUCUCCGGUUCUUCAUGGUCGUCAUGGUAUGCGCCUUCGUCUGGUAUUGGUUCCCGGGCCUGAUCUUUGUGGGACUGAGCUACUUCACCUGGAUUUGCUGGAUUGCCCCAAACAACAUCGUCGUCAACCAGCUCUUCGGCAUGCAGACAGGCCUUGGACUGUUCCCGCUUACCUUCGACUGGUCACAGAUCGCGUACAACACCAAUCCUCUGCUUUCGCCUUCCUGGGCGGCCAUCAACGUCUUUGGAGGCUUCGCCUUCUUCUUCUGGAUCGUUGUGCCGGGAAUCUACUACACGAAUACCUGGUAUACGGCUUAUCUGCCCAUGAUGGACGCGAACGUGUACGACAACACGGGAUCGAGCUACAACGUGACAAAGGUCCUCGCCUCCACCGGCACCCUGGAUCCUGUAGCCUAUGCGAGUUACUCCGCACCCUACUUGCCUGCAACUUACGCUUUCGUGUACGGCUUGUCCUUUGCCUCGAUCACGGCCGUUGUCGUACACGUCUACCUCUGGCACGGCAGCGAUAUUUACUCGGCCCUUCGCGGGAGACAAAAGCUCGACAUCCAUGGUCGAUUGAUGAAGGCUUACAAAAAAGUUCCCUGGUGGUGGAACGUCACUCUACUGGUCAUUGCCACUGCUGUCUCCAUUGUUCUAGCCGAGAUCUACGACACGCAACUCCCCGUCUACGGCGUCUUCCUGGCUCUCUUCAUCCCGGCCAUCUACAUGAUCCCCUGCGGCAUUGUCCAGGGUAUCACCAACGUCGACGCAAAUCAGCUCAAUGUCCUCUCGGAGUUCAUCGGUGGAUACAUGUUCGCGGGGAAGCCUCUGGCUAACAUGGUCUUCAAGAUCCUGUCCGAAGACGUCGUCAGUCAAGGCAUUUUCUUCGCUCAGGACCAGAAACUCGGACACUACUUCAAAGUCGCCCCAAGGACGGUCUUCUUUGCCCAAGGAUUCGCUUGUAUUCUGGGUGCUCUCACCCAGACUGGAGUCACGCUUUGGAUGCUGGGCAAUAUUGACAAUGUCUGUUCGGAGGAUCAGGCGGACUCCUUCACCUGUCCGAACGGCCGUACGGUCUUCUCAUCUUCCGUGGUCUGGGGCCUCGUAGGACCGGGGAGGUUAUACAGUGUCGGAAAGAUCUACUCGUCGCUGCUCCACUUCUUUUGGAUUGGGGCUCUGGUCCCGAUCUUGACCUGGGUAGCAUGGAAGUACACCAAGAAAGAGUGGCUUCGGAAGAUUAACUGGCCUUUGAUCUUUGGUGAGCCAUCCUCCGCGCCGCGAGACAUAUCGACGAUGAUCAAACUGACAAUCUAAACAGUCGGAACCUACAACGUCCCCCCAGCUACAGGUACGUCCACGUCCAUCUGCAAUUCUUUCCAUCCAUUCAUUCUCGACUGACACGUCUCUCUCUCUCUAGGCAUCAACUACAGCUCCUGGGCCAUCGUCAACCUCAUCUUCAACCACUGGAUCAAGACGCGCUUCUUCGCCUGGUGGGCCAAGUACAACUACAUCCUCGCCGCCGCCGUCGACUUCGGCACCGCCUUCGCCGGCAUCGUCAUCUUCUUCGCCGUCAGCUAUCCCGGCUACGCCUUUCCCGAUUGGUGGGGUAAUACCGUCUAUGCGAAUACCGCCGAUGGCAAUGCGUUGGCGUGGAAGGCUAUCCCCGAGCGGGGGUUCUUUGGGCCCGCGAAUGGGACUUGGGGUUGA
Molecule: messenger RNA, 2526 nt
Organism: Lecanosticta acicola
Lineage: Eukaryota; Fungi; Ascomycota; Dothideomycetes; Mycosphaerellales; Mycosphaerellaceae
Source: the annotation of a GenBank genome assembly